AUGAAAGAAGCUCAGGAUUGGGUCAGGGCCAUCGCGGCCGUCAUGACCAUCGCCACCUUCGUGGGCAGCCUGACCGUGGCCGAUCAGAUCUGGCAUGCUCGGAGUUCGUCCGGCAUCGAGUACUUUCCCCUGGGCCUGGGCCUCCUCUGCAGGAACACCUGGAUGCUGUACGGGUACACCGCCGGCGAGUACACCGUGAUGUGCGUGAACGCCUGCGGCUUCGCCUUGGCGGUAUUUAUCUCGAGGGAGCACCGGGCCUUCUCUCCCGACACUAAGCACGACGGUACUGUGAUGCUGUGGCUCGUGCUGAUGAACAUCUUUUUCCCGUGGAGUUCCGCGGUGGAGCUCGGUAAACUGGCGGUGAUUUUGGCGGUGAUCAGCGACCUUCAGCCAGUAUUGCGCAUCUGUCGGAAGGCACCGCUGCCAUACACCGCCGCUUGGACGCUGGCCACUUCUGGACUGUGGACGCUGUACGGCGUUCUCUCAUGGAACGAGUGUAUAUUCCUGGGCCACAUCGUUGGCGUCCUGGUCGCCGCUGCCGAACUUAUCCUGGCUGUCUGGGUGUGA
Molecule: messenger RNA, 567 nt
Organism: Rhipicephalus sanguineus (brown dog tick)
Lineage: Eukaryota; Metazoa; Arthropoda; Arachnida; Ixodida; Ixodidae
Exons: 1
Coding region: 1-567 (188 amino acids)
Cellular component (GO): membrane
Source: RefSeq, a predicted model, not a curated record